Penicillium argentinense is the source of this 1359-nucleotide messenger RNA. Its product is annotated as FAD-binding oxidoreductase. The record is from RefSeq and is a predicted model, not a curated record. NCBI's taxonomy places the organism in Eukaryota, Fungi, Ascomycota, Eurotiomycetes, Eurotiales, Aspergillaceae. Gene Ontology annotation, molecular function: FAD binding; oxidoreductase activity. Bases 1 to 1359 code for a protein of 452 amino acids. The transcript is spliced from 3 exons.
AUGUCUCCUGGCAUCGGUGGGAAGGAACUCCAGUGGAGUGGCCUUCCCAGACCAAGCCAACUACGCCACCUGGUCUCUCCGUAUAACCUCGACCUUCUCACCACACCUGCUGCCAUCGUCUUCCCUCAAAAUGUAACACAGGUUGCAGCAGCCGUCAAGUGUGCUGUCGAUGCGGGAAUCAAGGUCCAAGCGAAAAGCGGAGGACAUAAUUAUGGCAAUUUCGGGUCGUCGACUGGCGAGAUUUCGGUGAAUUUGGAGAACCUCCAGGACUUCAGCAUGGAUCAUACCACCUGGACUGCAAAGUUCGGACCCGGAAACAGCCUUGGACAGGUCACAGAGCUUAUGUACAACAACGGAGGACGUCAAGCACCGCAUGGAGAGACGUUCGACGUCGGACAGGGGGUGGAGGUGGUCCUCGCGAACUCCUCGAUCGUUCGAGCAUCAAAAUCGGAGAACGAGGAUCUCAUCUUCGCCGUCCGCGGCGCCGGGUCUAGCGUCGGGAUCGUCACCGAUUUUACCAUCCGCACUGUGCCUGUGCCUCCGUCGACUGUUGACUAUACCUACGUUUGGACGAAGCAAAGUGUCGCAUCCCAAGUGAAGAUAUUCCAGAGCUGGCAAAAGCUGCUCGCUGGUGGCACCCUGCCACGCGAAAUGUCGUACGGAUUGACCGUUACGGCUAACGGCAUGGUUCUGUCCGGAGUAUACUUCGGCAGCGAGGACGAGUUUGCGGCGCUGAACCUCACCAGCCACUUCGCCACGCCUCCACAAGUUAGCGAAACUAAGGCCUACAGCAGCUUCCUCGAAGUGUCCAAGGCCUUGGACGCGGCAGUCAGCGCCGCUGGUAUUGCUUCCCCGUCGCACUUUUACGCCAAGUCCCUUGUCUUCACCGAGAAGACACUGAUUCCCGAAGCCACCGCCCAUAGCUUUUUUAGCUAUUUGGCCAACACAAAGAACGGAACAGACUUGUACGCCCUCAACUUCAACGGCCUCGGUGGGGCAGUUGGUGAUUUCUCGCCAUCGGAGGCAGCCUAUCCUCAUCGCGACACGCUUUACUUCAUGUUCUCCUUUGCUCGCACGAGUGGCAACCUCACAGACACGACGAUUCGCUUUUUGGACGGCCUAAGCGAAGUUCUGACAAGCGGGAAUCCCAAGACAUACUACGGCCAAUACUCGGGGAAUGUGGAUCCACGGGAGACGAACGAGAAAGCCCAGACUGGGUACUAUGGCCAGAAUCUGGAUCGACUGCAGCGGAUCAAGGAGGCAGUGGACCUGAAUGAUGUUUCCACAACCAGCAGAGUUGGUGGUCAGCAGGGUAUUGGAGAAGAUGGUGUGGGAUGGGGAAUCCAAGACGGAGAAUAG